AUGUUGCUGUUACGAUGCUGGGCACUUUAUGAUAAAAAGCGGGUUAUCUGGGUGCUGUGUGGUGGCUUAAUCGGAGCUGUUGUCUCAGGCGUUGUUAUCGUCAAGUUCUUACUGGAUAGGACCAUGUUUCUGGAUAAUCCAUUUCCUACUGUGUUUUCUGGAUGCGUCGUAAUGGUACCGGAUUACGUGUGGAUACUAUACAUAGUACCAUUGAUAUAUGAAUCGUCUCUGUUCUUCUUGACCAUUUGGAGAAUUUAUGGUCUAAGCAAGGACUUUGGGGCGACACCUCUGAUGCAGACGCUGGCAAGAAACGGGAUGACAUACUUCGCGACCCUAGUUGGAAUAAUGAUUCUUGCAUGUAUUGGUGGCACAAUUCCUCCAGUAAAAAUUGCUGCUAACGGUUCCGGAGUACUUAGUGCGAUGUCCAGUGUAGUAUGUAGUCGCAUGAUAUUCUCCCUCUAUCGUAUCAGCGACAAAGAGCUCCGAGAACGACAGGUGUCUUCGCGCUCCCGUGAUGACCCCGACGAGGGCAUAAUACCUCAUUUUGCGAUCCCAUUACAAUCUUUAGCUAGUACCACUGUGUCUUGUAACAUUAGUAGGCUCGAGCAAGUAUGA
Messenger RNA from Rhizoctonia solani, 615 nucleotides. Its product is annotated as F-box-like domain protein. The transcript is spliced from 7 exons. Lineage: Eukaryota; Fungi; Basidiomycota; Agaricomycetes; Cantharellales; Ceratobasidiaceae. Bases 1 to 615 code for a protein of 204 amino acids. The record is from RefSeq and is a predicted model, not a curated record.